UCUACUGUACUUUAUUUUAAAUCUGCUACCGUUUAUUUAAAAUUCUUGCCACCAUCACGUGUUCUGCAAUCGUCAUCAGAAAAAUCGCGCAUGCGCGGUAAACCUAUCCCAUCUAACAUCACUGAUCGAUAAUCACAGUAGUAUGUGUGUAUGUACAAACAUCGGAGCCCGUGACAAUCCUGACUGCACUCGGCUGCCCGUACGGGCGACCCUGCCAGACCCUGCUGAGCAUUCUUGGAUUAGAACAAUUAAAACUCAACUUAAAGAUAUACAAAUAUCUUCAGAUAAAAUAAUUAUACCAAAUGGAGAAGGUCAAGAAGAGACUAGAGUUGCUUCAUAGCAAUCAAUCUCAGAACAUACUGCGAAACUUAAUGCUCAGAGAUUUUGGAUUUUGUACAUUACAUAAAAGUGGCACCCGUGAAUUAGAAUCAAUAGCUGAAAGGAAUCUAGUUUUAAAAGAUCACAAGGAAUUGCAAUGUGAUCUACCUGGAGUUCCUAGAACAACGUUUAUGAUAGUUUUUAGUCCUGAUGGAACUAAGAUGGCAUCGACUCAUGGUAAUCAUAACGUCUAUAUCAAUGAAAUUGCAACUGGAAAAAAUAUUAAAACUCUUAGCGGUCAUCCACGUACUCCAUGGUGCAUAGCAUUUCAUCCUUCAUCUAGUCACAUACUAGCUUCUGGUUGCCUUGGUGGACAAGUUCGCGUUUGGAAUUUAAAUGGUGGUUGUAAAGUUUGGAAUUCAGAAAAUCUAACAUGCAUAUCAUCCCUUGCUUUUCAUCCAUCUGCAAAAUUACUCGUUAUAGCGACGCAUAAUGAAAUACAUUUUUGGGAUUGGAGUCAAUCCACGCCAUUUGCAGUAGUAACUACUAACAGGGAAAAAGUAAGAUAUGUAUCUUUUGACAAUUUAGGGGGAAAAUUAAUAACUGCUAUUGAAAACAUUUCACGAAUUGAUCGUUUAAGGAGACAUUAUGACGGAAAUAUAUCAAGACCUACCUGGCAUUCGGUAAACUUAAAUAUAUUACGCUCGAUUCGUAGUUGUCGGUUACGUAGAUAUUACCGUCGUUGUCAGAUUUUAAAUAAUUAUGAGAUAAGAACUGUUCGGAAUUCGAAUAAUCAUGAAAUGGUUCAGUGCUGUAGAACCAUUCCCACAGAGCGUUUAAGAACUAAUUCGUCAACGAACAAUCCACUACUCGAUACUGUAACUGUUGAGAGCUAUAAUAAAGAUUUUAUAUCACGAAAUACAACGUUUAAUCAAAAUGAUAAUGUUACUUUUCAACUGCACACUACUGAUGAUGGUCGAACGAAUAAUUAUGAAAACAUAGAUGAAAGAAAUUCCAAUUCAAACACAGAAACUAACAGUACUGUGUUGAAAUAUAAUAUUAAUAAUGAAACUAUAAACAGUAAAUUAUUAGAUACUAAAGAAAUUGACAAUAUUUUAAAUAGCGAUAGUUUAGACCAACUAGAAAGGAAAGGAGAAGAGAAGCGUAUAAAUCCAGAAGCGUUAUCUAUUCAAAGUUCGGUUCGUGCAUUUGUUUCUACAGAGAAAAAAGACAACGACGAAGAGACCACAGAAUUAAAUGUUAAUUAUAACGAUACUCCAUUGAAAUCUAUUUCAAGUAUCUCUUUAAAUUCUACAAAUGAAACGGUUAACAAUUUUCAAGUACUUUUAGGAACUGAUCAAAAGGAAGAUAGUAAUACUGAUGAUAAAAAAUUUUACAGUCAGUGUCAACCGUCAACGUCAAAAGGAUUUACAAGUUUAACAAAUAAUUGUAAUGGAAACUUUAUGAAAUCAGUCAUUACUAAUGGUAGCGAGAGCAAAGAAAAUGUGAAACUUACUACUCAGUUGCAAAGAAAUAAGUUGUUACAACAAUUAUGUGAGAGUUUAUUGGAAAAUAUACGGCAAUCUAUUGGAAGCAGUAAUGUUGAUUCCAUGUUAUCAGUUCGGAAUAAUUCUGAUAGAAACUCAACUUUUCCUGCAACAGCAGAUGGAGUAGAUAGAGUUGAAUCAUGCUUGCCUAAUAUUUUAAAUUUCAUCGACAAAGUAUCUAAUAAUUCUGCGCCAAGAACAUCUCAGAUAUUAAAUGCAAGGAAAAAAUAUUAUUCGACCCACGAUGAAACGAAUAGUAAUGGUUUAUUUACCAAUACAACAAAUUCCUCUUGUUCUUGCUUACAUCAUUCGGAAAUCUCUGAAUCUAGAACGGGGAUUCCACACUCCCAUUACUUUGAAUGUAUCAAUAAUUCCAGGCCAAGGAUAACAGCAACACGCAGAUAUAAUGAUAAUACUGAUUUUAAUGGACCGACUCAGAAGUUUCAGAGUUACCGUGUACAAGCAUGGGAUUUUUCUAACGGAGAAAUGCCUGACAUUACAAACUCUGAAAAAAAUAUUGUUGUUCGUGACUGCCAUAUUUUUAACGAUAGCAGUAUAGAUAUCUCUUCGGAUGGGAAACUAUUAGCAGCAUAUUGUAAUACUACGAUAGGAAUCUACAGUUUGCAAUGGGAAACAUUAGGUGAAAGAAUGUAUUCAACUGAAAGAUAUAAAUCUUCAAUUUCUGUAUCAAUUUCACCGACGCAACAACACCUUUUAGUUGGUUCAACAAAAUCUAUCGGUAUUUAUAAGCUUGUAAACGAAGAAUCUGAAAACCAGACGGAAGUACCAUUAGAUAUAAACGAUAUAAAUUAUCGUAAUUUAUGUGAUUGGAAGCCAUACAGUAUUCUUUGGCCUCUUCCUCUCAGGUAUUUAAAUAUUAGUGAUUUAAAUAUUAAAUAUUUAACUAAAAAAGGUAGUAUGGUACUUGUUAGGGAGUUACUACAAAAUGAUCAAGAAGUUGAUAGAUAUAAGGCUAUAAACUGCAUCGGAUGGGCACCGCAACCUGGACAAGGAUUAGUUUAUGCCACAAACACUGGACAAUUAAAUAUUCUUUAUUAAUGCAUUUAUAAUAUUACGAUACUAAAACAAACAUUCAGUUCCAGUACCGAUAUAAUUAUUUUAUUAAACAAAAUUACGUAUGGAAGGAAGUUUAUUAAUAAUUCUGAACUUUCAUAAAUUUGUAAACUAUAACAUAGAGUAUGCAGAAAAUUGAUGAAUUCAUAUUUUACUAUUACAUAUAAUUUAAGCAAUUAAAUUACUUGAAAAUGAUCAUUAUUAUUAACGUGUACUUAAGUUUGCAUAAGACCUAUCCUAUAUUUUUAAAAGUAAUUUUAUAUAUUUUAAUUAAAAAAUUGAAAAUAUACCACAAUUUAAAUAGUGUACCAAUUUUAUUUCAUUUUGAUCUUAUGCUUAUCUUUUCUCUGAAAUUUACUAAUUUUAAUAACAACAAUACUAAUAAAAAGGGAUUUAUUUGAAUUGAAAGUUAUUGGUAUAUAUACAUAUCUUGUAUUUAGUAAUUUACCAACAUAGAAGCAUUAAAAUUGUAUAAUUAUAAAUACAUAGAUUAUUUGUUUGUUAGCUAUAAGGAUACAUAACGUUAUUAGAAAUAGGCAGUCGAUAAUCGUUUAACUAAAUCUAGGAAAUUAUCCAUCAUCAUACAACAAACUAUUUAAUAAUUCAGGAGUUUCUGGUUGUUUCAAACAAAGAGAUAAUUUAUCUUGCAAAUUUGUUGAAUAUUUAUUUUGUUCCAAUUGGCCAAGAUCACGAUCUAGUAUCGUUUCAAUUUCUUCAUCGAUGUACAAAGAAUUUUCAUAUAUUUUUGUAACAUAUGAACUACUUUGUUGCGUAGAAUUUAUCGUUUCGUUUAUUGUAUUUUGUAAUUCAAUCUCUGACAUAUUUAUCGUAUGAAAAUUAUUUAAUUCGGCUGGUACAUCACAGUCGACAAUUUGAUUAUCGUAUUGAGCCUCCCUUCUUAAAUCGGUCAAAGAAGCAGAUAUCUGAUGAUAUUUCACCUGAUGUACUUUUAAAUUACCAGUUUGCGAAAAUGUUUUUAAACAAAACGUACAAUGAUAAGGUCUCUCCCCGGUAUGGCACCGUGAAUGUCUUUGCAAUUUAUAUUUUGUCACAAAUUGCUUACCACAUUCCGAACACAUAAACGAGUUAUUUUCUGUUGGCAAGUUUUGAUUAUUAACAGAUUGUUCCAUAUCCAUAUGAAAACUUAUCAUAUGAGAUUUCAAUGACACUUUAUAACGAAACGACUGAUGACAAUUGGCGCAACGAAAUUCUUUCUUUCCUUCAUGUCUCUCUUUAUGUUUCAUUAAUAUUUCUUGUUGAUUGAAUGACAUUUUACAAAUCUAAAAAUAUUUCAAAGAUUUCUUAAAACCUGUCACAUAUACAUGACUAUAUAAUAAAAACAUAUAAUUACUAUACAACCAUAACAGUCUUUCUAUUACUAACAUUACAAACAAAAGGCCUUUGUCCAGUGUGAAUACGUUUAUGUCUGAUUAAAUGAGCCUGACAUCUAAAGCUUUUAGCACAUAUUGGACAUACAUUUUUCCUUAUUCCAUCUUUGUUUAAAGUACUUUUAGGUACUGUCUCAUUUACUUUCAAUU
Messenger RNA from Osmia lignaria (orchard mason bee), 4477 nucleotides. RefSeq lists its product as uncharacterized. The record is from RefSeq and is a predicted model, not a curated record. Lineage: Eukaryota; Metazoa; Arthropoda; Insecta; Hymenoptera; Megachilidae. Gene Ontology annotation, cellular component: intracellular membrane-bounded organelle; Cul4-RING E3 ubiquitin ligase complex. Gene Ontology annotation, biological process: autophagosome assembly; mitophagy. Gene Ontology annotation, molecular function: protein binding; ubiquitin-like ligase-substrate adaptor activity.